Molecule: messenger RNA, 568 nt
Organism: Gossypium raimondii (Peruvian cotton)
Lineage: Eukaryota; Viridiplantae; Streptophyta; Magnoliopsida; Malvales; Malvaceae
Product: anther-specific protein LAT52-like
Exons: 2
Coding region: 6-533 (175 amino acids)
Source: RefSeq, a predicted model, not a curated record
AAGAAAUGACAAAAGCUUCUCUGAUCAUCCUUGUUUCUUUGGCUAUUUGCAUUUUGUCUUCACUCAAUUUGGCUUAUGGAGCAGCAUCCGAUCAAAACAAGUUCACCGUCGUAGGUCUUGUUUAUUGUGAUACUUGUCGUGUUGAAUUUCAGACUAGCAUAAGCGAACCUAUUUCUGGUGCAACAGUAAAAUUGGAAUGUAGGAAUCGAACCAGUGAAAAAAUUACUUUUCAAAGCCCAGAAAUAACAACUGAUGCUGCGGGAAGCUACAAAAUUGAAGUGACAGGAGAUUAUGAAGACUCAGACUGUGAUGUCAACUUGGUGAAGAGUCCCCGAGCGGAUUGUAAUGAUCCCACAGAAGCGUGGAGGAAAGCCAGGGUGGAACUCACCGCAUUGGAUGGUGUUACCGGCCCAAUUCGCUUUGCCAACAAUCUUGGGUUUAAAAAGAAAGAAGCUCUUCCAGGUUGUAAAAAAGUUCUUACAGACAUGGGUUAUUAUGAGCUUAAGGAUGAACUUGGAAGCGAAGCCGUGUGACAUAUUUGUUCUGACUUGUUCUCGUGUAAUAAGAA